AUGCGUUUGUUUGAAAAUAGUAUAGAUACGGAAAAUCGAAAGAGACUGUUACGUGCCAAGAAAUUUUCUGGCAAUAACAAUUGUUUUGAAUGCAAGAGUAUUAAUCCUCAAUUUGUUUCUUGUAGCUUCGGUAUAUUUAUUUGUGUCAAUUGUGCAAACAUUUUGAGGGGGCUAGAUUCAAACAUGUUCUGUGUUAAGUCGAUAACAAUGAAUAAUUUUGAAGAAAGGGAUAUCAGGAGAGUAGAGAAAAGCGGAAAUUUCAGGUUUGGUUCUUUUCUGUCGAAAAAUGGUGUUGCACAGAAUGGUGUUCCGUUAUGUGAAAAAUAUGAUAACUUGUUUGCUAAAAGUUAUAGGAGAAGAUUGGCCAAUGAAGUGCACAAUAAUGAUAUAAAUCAGAAUAUGUAUUUGGGGUUCAGUAACUUCGAGCAGUAUACAGAUGGUUCGACGAACAAAAUAAAAGCUCGAGCAUUAAGGGAAAUAUCUGAUAACAAUACCAACUCCGAAGGGGCAGAAUUUAUACUAUCAGAAAAAGUUGUAGGCCCAGAUAGUUACCAAGAUUGCGAAAAAUUUCCUAACUGUCUGAGCUCCGAAAGAAACCUCGACGAAAAUAACCAUUCAAGUGCUACAAGCACAUUAACGAUCGAAAAAUUCCAAAAGGACCCCAUUGGUACUAUUUCUAAAAGUUGGGUGUUGCUUUCGGGUGCACUAUACAAAUCAUAUGAAGACUUUAAAGGCUCAGUUGUUCAGCCAACAAUUGAGAACAUUCAGCAAAGAGAUUUGUCAAAUGACAUUAAGAGAUCACUUGUGCAUUUUAAUGAAAAAUUACAUGAGACACCCCAUUUACCCUCGCCAGUUUUUUCUUGUUUCACUGGGGAAGACAUUUUUCCCCCGUAA
Molecule: messenger RNA, 894 nt
Organism: Saccharomyces mikatae IFO 1815
Lineage: Eukaryota; Fungi; Ascomycota; Saccharomycetes; Saccharomycetales; Saccharomycetaceae
Gene: SPS18
Product: Sps18p
Exons: 1
Coding region: 1-894 (297 amino acids)
Biological process (GO): regulation of ARF protein signal transduction; regulation of endocytosis
Cellular component (GO): Golgi membrane
Molecular function (GO): GTPase activator activity
Source: RefSeq, a predicted model, not a curated record